UUGAGUCAUUGCUAUCACCGAUAACAAUGCGGUGAGACGGCUAUCUUAUCAGAUCAAGGCUUCGCUCACUGUUCCACGAGAGGCAUAAGGGCAUUCGGCAAGGAACUGACGAAGAAACACGGAGUACCGGCCUUUCAGAGUCGCAGGAACCGCCCGUACGCCCUCGAGUCUUUCAGCCAGGUCUUUCACGCCCACUAACUUCCACGCCCACUUCUCCAUCUAAGCCACGCCCACUAAAGAACCCAGGAUGUCGAGGCCAAGAUCACACAAGGAAGUAGAAGUAGAAUACGAUGAUGACGACGGCGGUUGUGGGAAUUGCCUCGCCAACAUAUUGCAAACGCCGGUGAUAAUAGCGGCCAGCAUCGUCGUUCCCGUGUUCAGCGUGACGUUCGUGGUGAUGGGGGCCAUUUUCCUGAAGGAUUGUAACAUCGAGCCCAUGAUUCCCGUUUGGCUCCUGGUCCAAGGGAUCAUCAUGUUAUUCGGCAUCGGGACGGGAGGAAUGGCGACCCGCAGCUACAAGUCCGGGAAAAGCGUCUCUUUGCCAGUCAAACUCGUGAGCUUUGUCGUGUCUCUGGCAACCUUUGCUUGGUUCAUCGGAGGUAACGUGUGGGUGUACCGCGCGUGGGCCCAAGAUCCGGACUACGCUCACUCCUGGUUCGAGAACGGUUGCAACAAGAGCGUUUUUAACGUCGCUUUCUACGGGGUCAUCAUGCUUGACGCCCUCGGUAUCAUCUCCUUCAUCGUGGGCAUCGUGGCGUUUUGUCUCCGAGGCUGCAGUUUCAGAUAAAAAAAAAACAAAAACAAAAAUAGAUGAAAGAGAGACACAAAUCUUCACGUCUUCUUUCCCCGUUUUCCAGUUUCCCAGCUUUGGUGAUUCUCUCCGUGUGUUGCGCAGGACUCGACUCUUUCAUCUGAAACAUCAAACCCCAUUUCCUUGACUCCCUUUUCCCUUCCCGCCUCCAGUUCUCCUGUGGGUGGUGGUGGGAGCUGGUGCGCUAGAUGGUAUUAUCUCUAUCUCCAAGACAUUUCAGUUUAUUUGCAUACAUAUUCUUAUACUUAUUUUGAAGUAAAGAACGGUUAUAAAUAAAUUGAUUGUUGAUUUUUUUUUUCUAUCUAGUUAAUUUAAGGAAUAUAUUGGCAACCACAAGCUUCGUGUUUUAUUGUAUUUUAUCUUUAAAUUUUCCUAAAUGAACACACUUUAAUCGUCUACUGUUUUAAGUAAAUUGCCAAUAUUCAGGUUUAUAUGAAAUCUGUCUCAAACCAUAACGUUUUAUCUCAUCAAUCUAUUAAUUACUCAAUAAGGCGUGACCCAGGAUUUUAUUUGUUUAUUUAUUUAUUAUUCAUUCAUUUAUUUAUUUCAUCUUAUUUUAUUUUAUUUUUUAUUUAUUUAUUUAUUAUUUUAUUUUUUUUUUUUUUUUUGGCGGUGGUCCCGAGCCUAAAACGAAUAGAGGUUCUUUGAUUUAAGACACGGGCAACUACCCAAAACUGAUGAUAUAUUUUUGUGUAUAUUCGAGUAAUUAAUUUCCAAGGAAGAUUGUUCAUGUUUUACUUUUGUUUCUGCUUAGCAUAACUGUCCUCUGUAUCAGUUCGUUUACUCGAUGUUGUUCUCCUGUUUUGACAGAUGAUAAUAAAAUAAAUGCAUCUA
This is a messenger RNA of Penaeus monodon (black tiger shrimp), 1645 nucleotides long. Its product is annotated as transmembrane protein 272-like. Bases 248 to 787 code for a protein of 179 amino acids. The record is from RefSeq and is a predicted model, not a curated record. NCBI's taxonomy places the organism in Eukaryota, Metazoa, Arthropoda, Malacostraca, Decapoda, Penaeidae. The transcript has 6 exons.